Molecule: messenger RNA, 1194 nt
Organism: Thyridium curvatum
Lineage: Eukaryota; Fungi; Ascomycota; Sordariomycetes; Thyridiales; Thyridiaceae
Exons: 2
Coding region: 1-1194 (397 amino acids)
Biological process (GO): regulation of DNA-templated transcription
Molecular function (GO): zinc ion binding; DNA-binding transcription factor activity, RNA polymerase II-specific
Source: RefSeq, a predicted model, not a curated record
AUGGCAGAAUACUCAAACCCGGGCGGGAACAUGUAUACAGCCGAUAUUGGUGGUGUGGUCACAGGCGGACAUGCCGGUCCUACCGGGACACCUGGGGUCGGAAAGACCAGCCGACUGCUGCCGCCACCCCGACAACUCGCAUGCAAGAGAUGCCACGGCCAAAAGCUGCGCUGCAUCCGUAGCCAGCAGAGGCGCGACGGAACAGCCUGCGACCGGUGCAUAGCCGCGGACGUUGCCUGCGUCAGCCGCCAGCCUCGUCGGCUCGGACGUCCUCUCCAGGUCAACAGCAGGGACUCGGCUCACCUGCAAAGCAGACCAGAGCAGACGCACGCGCCGGGUCAGGAAGAUUUCGUGGUCUACCCGGCGCCAACCCCGGAGGCGAGACCAGACGGCCAGGGCAGGGCCGCGGCUGCGCCUAGCUUCCAGCAGGAGCCCUCGCAGCCGUCGAGGGAACACGGCAACUCGGCCAUGCUGGCGUCGCCUGGAGGUCCUUUCUUCCAGAGGUGGCCGUGGCCGGAUGUCUUCUCGGCGGGAUCGCUCUUCCCCGACGACGGGGUUGAACCUUCGGCAGAACAGAACCAGGCUCCAGAGUUAGACCAGGUCGAUAAGGCAGCCUUGGACGUUGACGAUCCCCUGGAGGACCUCUCGAAGCUGCAAAUAGACUUGUAUCACUGUCUCACCUCCAUCAGGAAAGUGGAAAAGUUCAAGAGGGGCAUCCUAGAAUCCAAAACCGACCCGAUAGAUCCAGACGUCGACUUCAACUGGCCCGAGAAGCUCUUCCGGACCACAGAGUCCUUCAUCAGCUCCCUGGACGCCUACAUCGCGAGAGCCAGCACCGAGAGCGGCGACGCGAACGGCGGCAGCAGUGCCUCGAAUGAAAACUCGCCGGCAACAGAAGAGCAAGAGGCGGGCGACGCGGCGACGGGCCUCAUGAUCCUGGGCUGCUACACGCGGCUGCUGCAGGUCCUCGAGGUCAUGGUCUUCGUGGUCGAGACGUUCCGCGACCUCGACUGCCCGGGCAGCUUCGUGCAGGUGCGGAUCGGCGGGUUCGCGCCGAGGGGGGACGGGGACCUGCAGGCGCGCGUGCUGGGCCUUGAUGGACACCUUCCUACAGGACUGAAGGCAGGCUGUGCCAAGUCAGAUGCUUACCCACCUGCAGAUAGGCAUAUCACCGGAACAUAUAACGCCAAGUAG